This is a messenger RNA of Sorex araneus (European shrew), 13281 nucleotides long. RefSeq names its product protein tyrosine phosphatase receptor type B (gene PTPRB). Bases 656 to 7303 code for a protein of 2215 amino acids. The transcript has 34 exons. The record is from RefSeq and is a predicted model, not a curated record. NCBI's taxonomy places the organism in Eukaryota, Metazoa, Chordata, Mammalia, Eulipotyphla, Soricidae. Gene Ontology annotation, biological process: angiogenesis; protein dephosphorylation. Gene Ontology annotation, molecular function: protein tyrosine phosphatase activity; cadherin binding.
AUCUGAGCAUGUAAUAUUGUUAUCCUUGGAAAGAUAAUGAUCUAAGAAGUGUCACCAUCAUUAUGUGGUUUUCCUCAAUAGACUCUCAGCAGAUCAUUACACAAACAAACCAUGUCAAUGUCUUGAUGUCACUUGUCAUUGGUGAUCAUAAAUUACAUGAUUUGUAUUUAUUCACAGAACCACAUCACCUGAAGAAAUUUAAAAUUGGAGGAACCGUAAAUCAUCUGUGAUUAUUGGUCCCUUCUUCCCUCUAGAGGUGAAAAAGUAGACGUGUGCCAGGGACGGUGGGAGAAAAUUUAGGAGAGUUUUCAUUUGGUUCCCCCCCCCACCCUACACACACACACACAGACACACACAGACACACACAGACACAGACACACACACGCACACACACUCAGAAAGAGAGAGAGAGACAGAGAGGGAGAGAGACAGAGACAGAGCCACACAGAGAGAGAGAAUCAUAUUCCCUUCUUUCUAAGGAAACAGACAAAAGGACACUGGUGUAAAACUUCCCCAGACAAUUCAAUAGGAGGAAGUGCUCGUCACUGACUUUUUCCCCCCACCAUGAAGGCACAUUUCCUUUCUACUCUUUCGCUUCUCUUAUCUGGAAGAAUUUUUUGCCCCCAGUGAAACAUGAACAGCUGUUAACUGGAAAAUGGAGGCAGAAUUUUACGUGGUGGUCCUUACCUGCGUGAUCUUCGGAAGCUCAGAGGGGUUUCAGAUUGUUCAUGUCCGGAAACAAGUGUGCCUUUUAAAAACUGAAAUAGUGGCCAUGGGUUCGUGUAAUGGCACCAACCAGAACCAGCAGUGGAUGUGGACUGAGGAAGCAAAGCUCCUGCAUGUAAAGUCAGCACUGUGCCUGGGCAUCUCCAAUUCAUCAACUGGCACUACCCGAUCAGUCACCUUUGCCCCCUGCUCCCAGGCACCCCAGUGGACUUGCUAUGCAAAUGACGGGUACCUUGAGGUUGGAAAUACUUCUUUCUUUCUCAAGAAACUUAGCUUUAAAGUAGUGGUCAAGAAGGGCAGGAAAUACCUCCAUAGCUGGAUGAAAAUAGAUGUCAACAAGGAAGGAAAAUCAGUUCGUGAAAGACUCUGCUCUAAAAGAGCUGGCCUGGGAGCAGAAGUUUCAGUCAGAAGCAUUAGGAACACUGCUGCUCCCCUAAUCCCCACCACAUUCCAUGUGGUUCCGUAUAGUCUGGCUCAACUUACUAGAAAUACCACAGAGGUCUCUAUGAGAAGUACCACUGAGAACUACAAUCAAAACAGCAGCCUGAAGCAUCAUCCCUCUCCACUGACGACUGGAAUUACAGAUACAUCUUGGGUUCCCUGGACUACUCCACCCUUCUCCCAGACCACCACAGAGACUGUUCUGGGGGAGCCACUGAGAUGUAACUUCACCCUGACUGAGUCCAGGGUCUCCAAUCAGUCGGUGUUUCUCCAGUGGAGGACUUGGGGCUCACCCUGUAACUUUAGCCUCGUCUACAGCAGUGACACCUCGGGGGCCACGGGGGGCCACCCUAUUAGGAUUGACAACAAUACCUAUGGAUAUAACCCCACGGAUCUACUAGCGGGGACCACCUAUAAUUUCAGGAUUGUUUCUCUGGAUGGAGAAGAGAGAACCGUGGUCCUGCAGACAGAUCCUUUACCUCCUUCUAGGUUCGAAUUCAGUAAAGAGAAGACUACUUCAACCAGCUUACAUGUUUGGUGGACACCUUCUUCUGGAAAAGUCACUGGAUAUGAAUUGCAGUUAUUUGCUGAUACCCAAAAGAUACAAGAUAACCAAAAUCUAGAAUUUACUUCAAGGAAUGAUCACACAUUUUUCAACCUCACUGCUGGAAGCAAAUAUAGUAUUGCCAUCACCGCUGUUUCUGGAGACAAACGUUCCUCAACAAUUUAUACCAAUGGAUCAACAGUGCCUUCCCCUGUGAAAGACAUUCAUAUUUCAUCAAAAACUAAUUCUCUCCUGGUUUCCUGGUCCCCUGGCUCUGGGAAUGUGGAAAAAUACCAGCUGAUGCUAAUGGAUAAAGGAAUCCUCGUUCAAGACAGUGUUGUGGAACCAUCUGCUACUUCCUUCACUUUCCAAGGGCUGACCCCUGGCCACCUGUACAACCUCACAGUUGUGGCUGAGGCUGCAGGGCUACAGAACCACAAAUGGCAACUUGCCCGGACAGCCCCUAUGGAAGUCUCGUAUCUGAAGGUGACAAAUGAUGGCUCUUUGACCUCUCUGAAAGCCAAAUGGCAAAGACCUGCUGGAAACGUGGAUUCCUACAACAUCACCCUUUCCCACCAAGGGACCAUCAAAGAAUCCAGAAUGUUAGCACCUCAAAUUACGGAAACUUCCUUUAAAGACUUAACCCCUGGACGCCUGUAUCAAGUUACGGUCAGCUGUGUCUCAGGUGAACUGUCUGCACAGAAGAUGGCCAUGGGCAGAACAGUUCCAGACAAAGUUGGAAACCUGGAAGCAAAUAGCAAUGGUUCCACGAAGUCCCUCGUAGUGAGCUGGUCGCCCCCUGCUGGAGACUGGGAGCAUUAUCAUAUCUUGGUCUUUAAUGAAUCUUUGAUAAUGCUGAACACUACAGUGAGAAAGGAAGAAACACACUAUGUCAUAGAUGGCAUGGGACUCAUACCAGGAAGACAAUAUGAAGUGGAAGUCACUGUUGAGAGUGGAAAUCUGAAAAAUUCUAAACGCUGCCAUGGCAGAACAGUCCCCCUAGCUGUCCUCCAACUUCGUGUUAAACAUGCCAAUGAGACCUCCCUGAGUGUCAUGUGGCAGACCCCUGUAGCAGAAUGGGAGAAAUACAUCAUCUCACUGGUCGACAGAGACCUCUUACUCAUCCACAAGUCACUCCCCAAAGAUGCCAAAGAAUUCACUUUUACAGACCUGGUGCCUGGACGAAAAUACAUAGCUACAGUCACUAGUAUUAGUGGAGACUUAAAAAAUUCAUCUUCAACAAAAGGAAGAACAGUGCCUGCCCAAGUGACAGGCUUGCAUGUGGCCAAUCAAGGAACAACCAACAGCCUGUUUACUAACUGGACCCGAGCACUGGGUGACAUAGAGUUCUACCAGGUCUUACUGAUCCAUGAAAAUGUCGUCAUCAAAAAUGAAAGUGUCUCCAGUGAGACCAGCAAGUAUAGCUUCCACGCUCUCAAGCCAGGCAGCCUCUACUCUAUGGUGGUCACAACAGUGAGUGGAGGGGUCUCUUCCCGACAAGCCGUGGUGGAGGGAAGGACAGUUCCUUCCAGUGUGAGUGGCAUCACAGUGAACAACUCUGGGCGCAGUGACUACCUGGGCAUCUCCUGGCUGCCGGCUCCGGGGGACGUUGAUAACUACGUAGUGACCCUCGCCCAUGGCAGCAUGGUGGUCCAGUCGCUCGUUAUCGCCAAGUCUGUCAGCGAAUGUUCCUUCAGCAACCUCGUGCCCGGCCGCCUCUACAACGUGACCAUAACUACAAGGAGUGGCAAGUACGAAAAUUACACAUUCAGCCAAGAGCGAACAGUGCCUGACAAGGUCCAGGGCGUCAGCAUCAGCAACUCAGCUAGGAGCGACUACUUAAAGGUGUCCUGGAUGCAUGCCACAGGAGACUUCGAUCACUAUGAAGUCACCAUUAAAAACAAAAACAAUUUCAUUGAAACUAAAAGCAUCCCUAAGUCUGAAAAUGAGUGUGAGUUUGUUAAGCUAGUCCCUGGACGAUUGUACAGUGUUACUGUCAGUACGAAGAGUGGACAGUAUGAAGCCAGUGAACAAGGGAAUGGGAGAACAAUCCCCGAGCCUGUUAAAGAUCUAACCUUGAGGAAUCGGAGCACUGAAGAUCUGCAGGUGACUUGGACACGAGCUGAUGGGGAUGUUGACCAGUAUGAGAUACAGCUGCUCUUCAAUGAUAUGAAAGUGUUUCCUCCUUUUCACCUUGUGAACACAGCCACGGAGUAUCGCUUUACUUCCCUCACCCCAGGCCGCCAGUAUAAAAUUCUGGUUUUGACCAUCAGUGGAGAUGUGCAGCAAUCAACCUUCAUCGAGGGCCUCACGGUUCCAAGCACUGUCAAAAAUAUUCACAUUUCUCCCAAUGGGGCAACAGAUAGCUUGACAGUGAACUGGACUCCUGGUGGGGGAGAUGUUGAUUCCUACACGGUGUCAGCCUACAGGCAGAAUCAAAAGGUGGAGUCCCAGACUGUCCCCAAGCAGGUCUCUGAGCACACGUUCCACAGACUAGAGGCUGGAGAACAGUAUCAGAUUGUGGUUGCCUCCGUCAGUGGGUCUCUGAAGAACCAGAUAGAGGCUCUGGGGCGGACAGUCCCAGCAUCUGUCCAGGGAAUUUCUGCAGACAAUGCAUACAGCAGCCAUUCCUUGAUAGUCAGUUGGCAGAAAGCGGUUGGUGUGGCAGAAAGAUAUGAUAUCCUGCUUCUAAGUGAAAAUGGGAUCCUCCUGAGUAACACAUCUGUGGCAGAAACUACUAAGCAACACAAAUUUGAAGACCUAAUACCAGGAAAGAAAUACAAGAUCCAGAUUCUCACUGUCAGUGGUGGCCUUUUCAGUAAGGAAGCCCAAACAGAAGGACGAACAGUCCCAGCACCUGUGACCAAUCUGAGAAUCACAGAGAACUCCACCAGACACUUGGCCUUCACCUGGACUGCCUCUGAAGGGGAGCUCAACUGGUACAACAUCUUCCUGUACAACCCGGAUCGAACUCUUCAGGAGAGAGCUCAAGUGGACCCACAAGUCCAGAGCUUCUCUUUCCAGAACUUGCUGCAAGGCCGGAUGUACAAAUUGGUCAUUGUAACUCACAGUGGGGAGCUGUCCAAUGAGUGUUUCAUAUUUGGUAGAACAGUUCCAGCCACUGUGAGUAAUCUUAAGGGAUCUAACCGGAACAUGACAGAUAGCCUCUGGUUCAGCUGGAGCCCAGCAUCUGGGGACUUUGACUUUUAUGAGCUGAUUCUCUACAAUCCCAAUGGUACAAAGAAGGAAAACUGGAAAGAUAAGGCUCUGACAGAAUGGCGUUUCCGUGGUCUGGUUCCUGGACGGAAGUACACGCUGUGGGUGGUAACUCACAGUGGAGAUCUCAGCAACAAAGUCAUCGGCGAGAGCAGAACAGCUCCAAGCCCUCCAAGUCUUAUGUCUUUUGCGGAUGUUGCAAACACAUCCUUAGCCAUCACCUGGAAAGUACCCCCAGACUGGACAGACUACGAUGACUUUGAGCUGCAGUGGUCUCCCAAAGACACACUCACUGUCUUCAACCCCUACAGCACCAAAAAGUCAGAAGGACGCAUUAUGUAUGGUCUUCGUCCAGGAAGAUCUUAUCAAUUUAGUGUCCAGACUGUGAGUGGUGAUUCCUGGAGAACCUACAGCAAACCAGUUUUUGGAUCCGUGAGGACAAAGCCAGACAAGAUACAAAACCUGCACUGCCGGCCACAGAACUCCACAGCCAUUGCCUGUUCCUGGAUCCCGCCCGAUUCCGACUUUGACGGGUAUAGCAUCGAAUGCCGGAAGAUGGACACCCAAGAAGUUGAGUUCUCCAGGAAGCUGGAGAAAGAGAAGUCUCUGCUCAACAUCAUGAUGCUAGUGCCCCAUAAGAGAUACCUGGUGUCCAUCAAGGUGCAGUCAGCUGGCGUGACCAGCGAGGUGGUGGAAGACAGCACCAUCACAAUGAUUGACCGCCCCCCUCCUCCACCUCCACACAUUCGUGUGAAUAAAAAGGAUGUGCUAAUUAGCAAAUCUUCUAUCAACUUCACUUUCAACUGCAGCUGGUUCAGCGACACCAACGGAGCUGUGAAAUACUUCACAGUGGUGGUGAGAGAGGCCGAUGGCAGUGAGGACCUGAAGCCUGAACCUCAGCAUCCCUUGCCCUCCUACCUGGAGUACAGACACAAUGCCUCCAUUCAAGUGUAUCAGACCGAUUACUUUGCCAGCAAAUGUGCCGAAAGUCCCGACAGCAACUCUAAGAGUUUUAACAUUAAGCUGGGAGCAGAGAUGGAAAGCCUGGGUGGAAAAUGUGAUCCAGACGAGCAAAAAUUUUGUGACGGGCCACUGAAACCACGCACUGCGUACAGAAUCAGCAUUCGGGCUUUUACACAGCUGUUUGAUGAAGACCUGAAGGAAUUCACAAAGCCCCUCUACUCAGACACAUUUUUCUCUUUGCCGAUCACCACUGAGUCAGAGCCUUUGUUUGGUGUCAUCGAGGGCGUGAGUGCUGGCCUGUUCUUAAUUGGCAUGCUGGUGGCUGUCAUCGCCUUAUUCAUCUGCCGGCAGAAAUCAAGCCAUGGCCGGGAUCGGCCUUCAGCCCGCCUAAGCAUUCGCAGGGACCGACCAUUAUCUGUCCACUUGAACCUGGGCCAGAAGGGGAACCGGAAGACUUCUUGCCCUAUAAAAAUACACCAGUUUGAAGGACACUUCAUGAAGCUGCAGGCUGACUCCAACUACCUUCUAUCCAAGGAAUAUGAGGACUUAAAAGAUGUGGGUCGGAACCAGUCAUGUGACAUUGCACUUCUGCCAGAGAACAGAGGAAAGAAUCGAUACAACAAUAUAUUGCCCUACGAUGCGUCUCGAGUGAAGCUGUCCAAUGUGGAUGAUGAUCCAUGCUCCGACUACAUCAACGCCAGCUACAUCCCUGGCAACAACUUCCGAAGAGAAUACAUUGCAACUCAAGGGCCUCUUCCUGGCACCAAGGAUGACUUCUGGAAGAUGGCGUGGGAACAGAAUGUCCACAACAUUGUCAUGGUGACCCAGUGUGUGGAGAAAGGCCGAGUCAAGUGUGAUCACUACUGGCCAGCAGACCAGGAUUCUCUCUACUAUGGCGACCUCAUCCUGCAGAUGCUCUCCGAGUCCGUGCUGCCCGAGUGGACCAUCCGGGAGUUCAGGAUAUGCAGUGAGGAACAGCUCGAUGUGCACAGGGUCAUCCGCCACUUCCACUACACAGUGUGGCCAGACCACGGCGUCCCAGAGACCACCCAGUCCCUGAUCCAGUUUGUGAGAACUGUCAGGGACUUCAUCAACAGAAGCCCCGGGGCCGGGCCCACCGUGGUGCACUGCAGUGCUGGCGUCGGCCGAACAGGGACCUUUAUUGCACUGGACCGAAUCCUGCAGCAGCUAGACUCCAAGGACUCUGUAGACAUUUAUGGAGCAGUGCAUGACCUGAGACUUCACAGAGUGCACAUGGUCCAGACUGAGUGUCAGUAUGUAUACCUACAUCAGUGUGUCAGAGAUGUCCUCAGAGCAAGGAAGUUGCGGAGUGAACAAGAAAAUCCCUUAUUUCCAAUCUACGAAAAUGUGAAUCCAGAGUAUCACAGAGACAUGGGCUACUCAAGGCACUGAGAUGUACCUGAAGAUUCUCCUGGAGGAAAAAAAUCUACUCACUGUAUGAUUUUAAAACAUACAAGCAAAAACCUUGCUCCAUGCCUUACAUAGGUGCCAGCAAUUUCUGUUGAUACUAUGUAUAAUUUAUUAAUCUGGAAAAUUUUUAAGAAUUUAUGUAAUUUAAAGGUAACAGAUAUUAUUGUAUAUAGUUGUAUUUUGUAGUUUCUUCUGUAAAUAUGUAUUUUUUCAUACUGUUUAAUAUUAAGCAUUACAUAAGGACUAUUUUUCCAUACUACAGUGUUCAUGGAUUGAUAUACUACAUAAGCUAAUUGAGUCUCCCUGUAAGGAUUACAGGUGGUUUCAGGGGAGAUCCCUUGGGCCACAGUCUUUCACUUGUGAAAUUUCUGUUAGGGUAAGGCGGGACUGGAGAGAGUCAGUGUAAGGCUGACUUUGCUGCCACGAGGCUCUGUAACUCUGGGUAUCCGAUGCUAUCUGGACAAAUAUGAUUGUCAUCAAAUGAAUGAGGGAAUGGUGCCUGGAAGGGUUACCCAGCACCAGAUCUAAAAAGUGGUUGUGCCUAAGCUGUUUUCUCCCCCUUUCUCCUGCCAGAGGCUUAAGCCAAAAUGCUGAGCUCAGGGACUGCAUGUGAGCCCAGCUGCAGGCUGAGGGCUCUGAGAGAGAAGGAUCCAAAUCAAAGGGAGGAAUUAUUAAGAACAGUGCUUCCUGUGCUCUUGACUGAGAACGUACUGCACACGCCAAGCAUAAUGAAAGGAGAUUAUUCCCUGUGUUCAUAGCAUGACGUCACCCUCCAAGUCAGUGUGGGACAGGGACAUGCACUGCAUCUUCCAUGGGGCUAUGUUACUGGAAGAGUCCACAUGGAGAUGAGCAGAUUCAGUUUUCUCAUUUAAAGAGAAUCUGGUGGCAGAUUGUACUCUGGAUCCAAGAGCCCAAUAUCAACAUUUUCAUAGGCCUGUCCGUAAAUAUAACAUCCAUCUCAUUUCAGGGACAGCCAAGCAAACACAAACCUCAGUGGUGUCUAGUUUAAAACUUUCCAAAAGACUUCUAGUGAAUGGACAAGGUCAAAAUCUGAAGUUGUUACUCUGUUUUGUUUAAUGUAAAAGGCACUCUACCAGGUUUCUCUGCAGUAUUUAUGCCUGUUUAUGCUGGAACAUAUUUCAAUGAGGUAAAAUGAGGACAUUGAUUCCUUGAGGUUCAGUUCUGAAGACUUCCUGGGGAAAAUUUGAAAAAGCAUCUGUACUGUGUGGAAUCCUCCUGGUUACAUGAGGAUUACAAAAAAAUAUGCUUUUUUUUCUCUCUCUCUACAGACUUAAGUAGAGAUCAUAUUUGUUGGUUACAUAGCUGUACAUUUGCAGAGAGGGUACAUUUCUUUUAAAGAAACAUAAUUUUGCUACCUACCACACACAAAGUCCCAUAUAUACUAUAAUGGAUGUGACUGGCAUAGCAUUAAAUAUACCUAAGCUAGUUAUAUAAGCCUAUUUUCAAACUGGAAAUUUUUCCUAGGACUAUUUGAAAUUUAAAAACAAAGUUAAAAAAACUUUGCAAGGAUGGAUGUGAAGAAGAAGGUUCUAAGCUUUCAUGGUGCUGGGCACUCUUGUGAAAUGGCAGGAUUAGGCUCUGAUUCUGUCUCAGGGAAGCAGGUAGAUCUUUUGAACAUGAAAAGGAAUGACAUGUUUGUAAAUGUGGCAGGCAUAUCACUAGGGAGAUGUAUGCAGUGUGCUGUCAAUUAGGAAUAACUUUUCCUACAUUUGUAAACAGAAUUUUGAAUGAAUGUGGCUCAGUGAAAAGCAUAUUAAUACACAGAAAGACAAAUUCAGGGGCUGGAGCGAUAGCACAGCGGGUAGGGCGUUUGCCUUUCACGCGGCCGACCCGGGUUCUAAUCCCAGCAUCCCAUAUGGUCCCCUGAGCACCGCCAGGGGUAAUUCCUGAGUGAAGAGCCAGGAGUAACCCCUGUGCAUCGCCGGGUGUGACCCAAAAAAACCAAAAAAAAAAAAAAAAAAAAAAAAGAAAGACAAAUUCAUUUUUGGUUUUUCAUUGAUUCCGUAAACUUUUAGUAAAAGCCUGCAACCUGCUUGGCAGUAUCCUAAAAACUGUAUGUUUCUUGUAACACAAGGAGAAUGCAUCCCCAUCAUAAAGUUAGGGUUGUAGUCUUUAUUUCCAGUGGAGCUUGAAAAGGGUCCUCAGCGAGGCAGUGUAAUAACCAAGGUGUCCAGGGGCCAGAGCAAGGCACUUGCUUUGCACAUGCUGACUGCGAUUCGAUCCCCAGCACCCUAUAUGGUUCCCCAAGCCUGCCAAGAGUGAUCCUGAGCACAAAGCCAUGAGUAAUCCCUGAAUACUGCCAGGUGUGACCCCAAAACAAUCAAAUAAAUAACUAAGGAGUCCCGGCCAGCAACCUAAAACCUCUCCCACAGCACAGCUGCUGCUGCAAUUACAGGCAGAUGAUUCUAGGAGAGAGAACAAUUUAUGGCACACACCAGGAAUGAAAACCAUAACAAUCUACACAUCUGCAACAGUAAAUAAUGCUGGCAUACCCUGGCCUAUCUGGAGUGGAAUCAGAGGUGUGAAAAUGGAAAUGACAAUGACAUGGGAAAAUUGUAUGUUCUUUUUAAUCUAGUCCAGGAAACAUUAAAUUCUAUCCCCCCCACCUGUCUAAUUUUAAAUCUCCUUAGCAACAAAUAUUUCACUAUCUUCUCUCUACUGCCACACACUAAAUACAUAAUUGAUUUAUUUAUUAAAUUUAGAAGGAAAAAGAAAGUUUCCUUGGCAUUCAGCUUAAUCGGUUGGAUUUUAAUUUCAUCUCAUCACGGGCUAAGACUUGGUAUUAAAUCACUAAAUACCCAUUUCCUGCCAUGGUGGGCUUCCUGUGUGCACCUGUGUGAACACGCUACUCAUCAGGGCUUCAAAGUGCUCUUGAGCUAUCAAAUCUUGGGAGAGUCCUGUCUUGCAUCUUAAUAAUAAUUCAUCCAAGUUCUUUAUAAUUAACUCCUUUAAUCUCUACUCAUUAAAUCAAUUUUGUGUUAUUAUUCUGUUGUUUUCUGGGUUAUAGCAAACUUCUCAGCUUUUGAGUCAGAUUUUUCAAAGUCUCAUCUGUCUAUCUUGUCUUAUCCACAUUUGCCCUAAGUCAUUCACCAUUCCUUACUAUUUCUGAGUCCACUUUUCUCCCAUUUCAGUUAUCUCGGGUUUACAAUGAUGUUUAUUGAUGUUGGUUUUUGGGCUUUUUUUUUUUUUUGGCUUUUGCAGUACUGGGGAUUAAGCCCAGGGUUUCACAUAUACAAAGCAAAUUCUCUAGCACUGAACUACAUCGAUGACCCCCCUUUCCCCUUUUGAACAUAUUUGCUUUCCCAGAUAAAUCUUUGAUAAAUCUUUUCCUAGAUGAAUAUUUGAAAAGAAAGAUUGUGCAGGAUGUCAGCAGAAAAAGAAAAAGACUUUCUUUCCUGUUGAUUUUACCUCCUAUGGGCCCACUGGUAUUUUCAUAAACUUUUCUGGCUUCAUUUUAGAAAAGAAAUGAUCAUUUUUAAAUAGGGAAAUGUCUGUCUAGCUCUCAGACAUUUACGGACAGUCUUUCAUUGAUUUUGUUAUUAACUCUUGAAAUAAAUCCCCAAACAACAUGAAAAAAAAACCCUAGUAUUAAAUCACUAAACAGCUGUCCGUAAAUACAAAAUUGGGCCUUACAUGUUAUACUUCAUACUCUAAUUCUCUUCCCUUAGUGUUUCUUAUAUUAACAGGAUCCAGUUUCCUAUAAUAAUAAGCACUGUCAAUAACUCUUGCAAUAAGAUGAUCAGCCAUAUAUGAACUUCUCAUUCUCUUAACUUUCUGAUUAUUUUUUUCUGGUUAGAUUCCUAAAAUUAUAGAUCAGCCUGAUCUGUAUGGUGGAUGGCAUGACUGAGAUCCAACUCAGAGCUAUUCUGGAUUUUUACUCUCUAACUUGAGUCCAAUCCAACUUGACCUGAUGAAAACAGUAAUUAACCAAUUGUUUGUUUGAAGUAGUGGGUCAAGGAUUUUCUAGGUUCCAUUUCAUUGAAGAAGUGAAAGUAAUUGACCUAUCAGGACAGUGGAAAAAGAAUUAGAUCCUCCUCCAACAGGUUCACAACUAAAGAAUCAGAGUGGGCGCUGGAGUGAUAGCACAGCAGGUAGGGCAUUUGCCUUGCACGAAGUCAACCUGGGUUCAAUUCCCAGCAUUCCAUAUGGUACCCCAAGCACCGCCAGGAGUAAUUUCUGAGUGCAUGAGCCAGGAGUAACCCCUGUGCAUUGCUCGGUGUGACCCAAAAAGGAGAAAAAAAAAAGAAUCAGAGUGGAUGUGGUUGGGGGGUGGUGAUGAAGAACCAGAGUGGAAAAUACCAUUGUUAGCCCAAAGGCACUGGUACAUUUCUGAGUACUUUUAACCCAAGACUUUGAAUCACAUGAAGUAUUUAAAGAAUGUUUUAUUACAAAGUAAAAUAUGUAAACCAAGACUAUGGAAAACAAGCAAAAUGAUACCUGAAGAGGAAAAUAUUUGAAAAGAAAGAUUGUGCAAGAUGUCAGCAGAAAAAGAAAAUGGCAUCCCUUGUGUCCAGAUUGUCUUAUGAAAAUGUCACAUCUUUUCAUUAGGAUAUAUCAUUUUUUUGGAGGUUCACUUUGACUAUAUUAGUCAGAUGAUUUACCAAAUUGAAUUGAAUCACUAGUUUUAUAAAUUCACUGAAUAUGGAGUUUCCAGACACACUUUGAUUCUUAUAGUGGUUGGUGCCUUUGAAAAUGUUUGGUCUUUUUAGUUAAAAUGCCGGGUAAUGUUUGAUGUAGCCAUAACAGCAAAAAUCUGUCCUGUUCUAAAAAUGUUUCCAGCAAUAGAAAUAUUUCUAAAUAAAAGGAUCCUCUUGACUUAUAGGGAGGCUCCCCAGAAGUAAAUGUAUGCAACCACAAGAAAGGAGUUUUGGUUUUUUUAACUGUCUGUAUAGAUACGCCCAAGGAAUGAGGAAAUUGUGGGUGAAUGUUCCUAAGGUGGAGGCUUAUGUAAUGAAAAUAAGAUCUAUUAACAGAUUUACCAAAGAUUAUUUUCAUAACCUAUGUGCCAAUGAAAUUAUCUUAUAUAAGAUGCCAAAAUAAGUUCUUCCAAACAGUGAAGAUAGACAAAUGUGUUAUGUCCCUUCUAGAAUAUUCACAAGUCAAGGAUAGUUGUGGUUGAUGUUUGCCUUAAGUUAUUUCUUUUCAGGAUUACCAUCUUCAUUCGAAAAACAAGUUUUCCUGGGGGCUGGGAAUGUUGUGCUUUAAUAGCUGAGUAAGUAGAUAAACAACUCCACAAGAAAGGAGCACGUGUAAUUAUGCUGGUAGGAGUCUUUAGCGAAGGGGAAGGCGAGCAGCUGGUCAGCGGGCGCGAAGGUGCAGCCUUCACAGGCACCAGCUCCCACUCUGGGCCGGGUGGCAAGGACCUGCUCACCUGGCCUGAGAGUUGCUGAGCUCUGUUCUCCUGUGCUGGGCUCCUCCUUGGGCUUAUCACUUUUGCAAGGACAAGGACUCGAUCUUUCAUCCCUCCUCUCCUACUUGGGAGAAAUUGACACACAGCUCAACAGCCGUUCAGCAAAGACAUUUUGAGUGGGAAUUCUCCCGACCCUACAUGCCUGGUAUUAACGUGGUCAGUGACCAAUGCUCUUGUCCAUGGAUAUUCAUCUGAUGGUUCUUUGAUUUGUGUAAAGCUUAAGUCAUGUAAAUAAAUACAGCAACUGAACUUAUGUUCUGGAAUAGAGCACUUUUAUAUUUUUACUAUCAUGUACUCUUUCGCUGAAGGUAUGUUUAUUUAAAAUGGCAGUAGAUUAAUCUAUUUUUUCAUACCAUAAUAUCUACCCACAAUAAUGUUAACCAAUCUCUGUGAACGAAGAACUUCAUUAGUGUUUCUAUUUAAAGAGUAUAUUUGCCUAAUAUAUUUUCAUACUUGUAACAAUGGCCAACAUAGUAUCUACAGAAUAUCUUAUACUCCUCUGUACAGGAAUAAAACUGCUAUUUGUUGA